Terrapene triunguis (Three-toed box turtle) is the source of this 1690-nucleotide messenger RNA. Its product is annotated as NHL repeat-containing protein 3-like. Bases 37 to 1065 code for a protein of 342 amino acids. The transcript is spliced from 7 exons. Lineage: Eukaryota; Metazoa; Chordata; Testudines; Emydidae. Gene Ontology annotation, molecular function: ubiquitin protein ligase activity; translation repressor activity; protein binding. The record is from RefSeq and is a predicted model, not a curated record. Gene Ontology annotation, biological process: negative regulation of translation; protein polyubiquitination; proteasome-mediated ubiquitin-dependent protein catabolic process.
GAGACCGAGCCCCGGCGGUGACGCUGUCCGGGCUCCAUGAAGCUGCGCGGCAGGCCCGGCCUGGCGGUUGCCAUGGGCAGCGCGGUAGUAGCGCUGCUGGUUUUCUAUUGCGCGCUCUCGGGAUCCCAGGUAUUAAGAGCAAUUGCUUUUUACUCCCCUUGGAGGAUAGAACAACAGCUUUACAAGCUGGAUGUAGGCUGGCCUAAACGUCCAGAAUAUUUCACUGGGCAAACAUUUUGUGUUGCUGUUGACCCUCUUCAUGAUCUAGUCUAUGUUGCACAAAGAGGGGCUAAUGUACCAAAGGUACUAGUGUUUUCAGAUGAAGGAAAUUUCCUGCAUGCCUGGAAUUCCACAGUUGAAAUGCCUCAUGGUAUCUUUGCAGUCAGCACCCCUACAGAUACCUCAAUAUGGAUCACAGAUGUUGGAAGUGGGGAGUAUGGGCACACAGUUAAACAAUACAGUCCUUCUGGUAAACUUAUUCAGAUCCUGGGUACUCAAGGUAAAGCUGGCUCAGGUUUAAAUCCGCUGCAGUUCGAUCAGCCAGCAGAAAUAUUUGUGGAACAAACAGGGGAGAUCUACAUUGUGGAUGGAGAUGGAGGGAUGAACAACAGAUUAUUCAAACUGUCCACAGAUUUCCAGGAGAUAUGGCUGCGUGGGGAAAAUGGUACAGGUGUUGGUCAGUUCAAGAUUCCUCACAGUGUCACAGUGGAUUCUGUUGGACGGGUGUGGGUUGCUGACCGAGGAAACAAACGAAUCCAGGUUUUUGAUAAAGUCACAGGGGAAUGGCUGGGGUCCUGGAGUAGUUGUUUCGUAGAAGAUGGUCCCUCUUCUGUCAGAUUAACUACCAAUGAGGAAUAUCUAAUUGUAGCUCAGCUGAAUAUUAACAGAGUGUCUGUCUUGGCAGCACCACCGAUAGGAUCCAUUGGAGAUUGCCAUGUGGUAAACACAAUCCAGCUAGCUGAUGAGGUUAAACCACACCUUGUGGAUGUAAAUGUGAAGACUGGAGCAAUUUAUGUUGCAGAAAUUGGUGCACAACAAGUACAAAAAUAUGUACCCUUAAACUAAUGGUUUUCUUUGGUUCAUUCAGCACAAGCCAUUUCUUCUGGAUUGCAAGAUCUGUGCUGGAUUUCCUUACAUUCAUUGCAGACUGUGCUUCCACUCAUAAGCACAGCAUGUUGCAGCACUAGAAUGCAUAAAAUAACUGUUUUGUGACCUGCCCUCACUCUUAUUUUCUUUGUCAAACUCAGGGAGCUAUUUUCUCUUGAUCUGUCAUUAUUUGUCUUUACUGGCAUCUUUUGUGUGUUUUGUUUCAUUUUUGUUAGUUGUUGGGAUUUGGAGAAUGCAUUUGAUAUGCAUAUUAGUUCCGUUUUACCCUGCUUUUAACUUCAAGGUAGUUUUUCCCCUUGUUUCUUGAUAUAUCAUAAGACAUUAGGUUUGUAAUUAUUCUGCUAGUCUAGACAUAAUUUCCAUUGUUAAUCAAUAUACACUUUACCUCCAGUGUCCGGGGUGAAUCUUGUGACUUCUUUGCCUAGCCAGUGCACUCUGCUACCUCCUAACGUCCUAGCUGGCAGAGAGAAAUGUCUACAUAUUUAAUUUUCCAGAAGCCUUGUCCACUUGAGGCUCUGGACUCUAGCUUAACAUUGCUUCAGGUUUCCUUGACCCUUUAUGCUAACAUUGUCCAACUCAGAAC